Messenger RNA from Xenopus laevis (African clawed frog), 5922 nucleotides. It is a transcript of the gene atp7b.S, whose product is annotated as ATPase, Cu++ transporting, beta polypeptide S homeolog. The transcript is spliced from 21 exons. The record is from RefSeq and is a predicted model, not a curated record. NCBI's taxonomy places the organism in Eukaryota, Metazoa, Chordata, Amphibia, Anura, Pipidae. The coding region runs from base 231 to 4742 and encodes 1503 amino acids.
GCUUUGUGUGAGUGUGAUGCUAAUUGGAAGACAGAAUAUACAUAUUAUGCAAGAGUUAGCAGCUGAGUGCUGUAUAAAGGCUGAGGGUUACAGUCCUACCUCUAUCAUAGUGAUGUCAGUAACAAAGGCAUAUGCACAUCCACUGGCACUUCUAUACUUGAUUAAACUUUAGGUUUUCUGAUAUAUAUAUUUGAUUUAUUUGUAUUAACGUUGUGCUUAUACUGGUAAAUAUGAAGGAUAACUUAGAGAGAAAUUUAUGCAGCAGAAGUGCUGUGGGCUAUUCAAAUAAAAAAGACACAACCAUAACAGGCUUCCGACGGUUACAUGAUGAGGCACCCUCUCUACUUUCUGUGGCUCAGAAUUCUAAGGAACCUCCUGAAAGGGUUGGAAAUAAAAAAAGGAUGAAAUUGGCGGCUGCAUCUGGUGAUAUGGGCACCACUAAUGCACAGACCUUUUCUGACUCGAUGGUAUCUGCCUGGAAACAAGCAAAGAAACCCAGUCUUGCUUUUGACAACAGGGGAUAUGAAGGGAGCCCAGGAGACCUGCCCUCUUUGCCUGAUGAUGUGGGCUCAGUGGUGGUGGCAAUUGAAGGCAUGACUUGCCAGUCCUGUGUGCAGUCAAUUGAAGGAAGAAUAUCUAAAGUAUCAGGGAUAGUAAGCAUAAAUGUAUGCCUGGAACAGAAUACUGCUGUUGUAAAUUAUUUACAGUCAGAAAUAACGCAACAUAAAAUUUGUGCAGAGAUUGAAGACAUGGGUUUUGAUGCAAGCUUAUCAGAAGAGAGCGGGAUUUCAUCAUCUCUAAAAUCUACAUAUUAUAGUGAUGAUGUGACAAAAAUUAGAGUAGAAGGCAUGACAUGCCAGUCUUGUGUCAACACAAUAGAAGGCAAAAUAGGCAAAAUUCAGGGUGUGCAGAAGAUCAAAGUGUCCCUCAACAGUCAAGAAGCAAUCGUCACAUAUCAGUCAGACAUCGUUCAACCAGAAGAUCUGAGGAAAUACAUAGAAGACAUGGGAUUUGAAGCUUCCAUUAAAAACAAACUAGAUCCAACAAAGCUUGGGACAAUUGAUGUACAAUGCUUGCUGAACAGCUCUGCACAAAAUAAUUUAGGGGACGACCUUACUCUCAGCACUGAAACUGUGAUUCUAGGGAUAGAUGGCAUGCACUGUAAGUCUUGUGUGCACAACAUUGAAGGAUAUGUAUCUGGCCUUGCCGGCAUUCAGAGUAUCAAAGUCUCACUCAAGAACAAAAAUGCCGUUGUGUGUCUUUCUCGUGGUUCUACCUCACUCUUAUCCUUAAAAAAAAGCAUUGAAAGUCUUCCUCCAGGGAACUUUAAAGUAACACUUCCAGUGGGAGUAGAAAAGGGCCCAUCAUUAACAAGAAACAAAUGGUAUCCUUCUCAUACAAACCAGAGUAUAGGUGGGAACAUGGCUUUAAUUAGUAUUGGGGGAAUGACCUGUGGAUCUUGCGUAUCAUCAAUUGAAAACACGAUUUCACAACGGAAGGGCAUACUGCAUAUAUCUGUUUCUUUAGAUGAACGGAAUGGGAAGAUUUUCUACAAUCCAUGUGAAACAAAUGCAGAGGAGUUACGAGCAGCCAUAGAACAUAUGGGAUUUCACUCCACUCUUGUAUCUGAUAACUCACCUUCUACAAGCUGUAGUCAGUACAACUCCUGGGAAGAGGAAACCAAGCAUACCACUUCGAAGACCACAAGGAAAAUUGAUGGCAGUCAAAACUACAUACUGGAUGUUCUACCCCAAAAAUCUCACCCGGACUUUGCUAAUGAUUUAUAUGACACGGCUCUUGAGAAAUGUUUCUUGCAGAUCACAGGAAUGACAUGCGCAUCGUGUGUUUCUAACAUCGAGAGGAACCUGAAAAAGAAAGAUGGAAUUGUGUCCGUGCUUGUAGCACUAAUGUCUGGCAAAGCAGAGGUCAAGUUCCACCCAGAAAGAAUCCAGCCACUGGAAAUAGCACAACUGGUUGAAGAUCUAGGCUUCGGGGCAGCAGUAAUGGAAGAUUACACGGCUACUGAUGGCAGUGUGGAGUUAAUUAUUACAGGAAUGACCUGUGCUUCUUGUGUUCACAACAUUGAAUCCAGGCUAAUGAGAACCCCUGGCAUUUUGGAAGCAUCGGUUGCUCUAGCUACGUGCAAAGCCCAAGUCAAGUUUGAUCCAGAGACUGUUGGUCCACGAGAUAUAAUUCGUGUUAUUGAGGGAAUUGGCUUUCAAGCUUCUUUGGCCAAAAGAGAUCCAACAGCUCAUAAUCUAGACCACAAAGAGGAAAUAAAACAGUGGAGAAAUUCCUUCCUUUACAGUCUUCUAUUUGGGAUCCCUGUUAUAAUCCUCAUGAUUUACAUGUUUGCUGCUAACAAAGAUCAUCACAGUACUAUGGUGCUUGACAGAAAUAUUAUCCCCGGCCUGUCAAUAAUAAAUCUUGUCUUUUUCAUUCUCUGUACCUUUGUUCAGACCCUUGGAGGCUGGUAUUUUUAUGUUCAAGCUUAUAAAUCUCUGAAGCACAAGGCAACUAAUAUGGAUGUGCUGAUUGUCCUGGCCACCAGUAUUGCCUACAUUUACUCUGUGGUUAUUCUGGCAGUGGCCAUGGUGGAGAAAGCCGACAAAAGCCCAGAGACUUUUUUUGAUACCCCUCCGAUGCUGUUUAUGUUUAUUGCCCUGGGAAGAUGGCUGGAACAUAUUGCAAAGAGUAAAACCUCUGAAGCUCUCGCCAAGCUGAUAUCCUUACAAGCUACGGAGGCCACAGUUGUUAUAUUUGGUGCAAAUCAAACCACUCUAAGAGAAGAGCAGGUAGCUGUAGAAUUAGUUCAAAGAGGAGACAUUGUGAAGGUUGUCCCAGGGGGUAAAUUCCCCAUUGAUGGAAAGGUCAUCGAAGGAACUUCAAUGGCAGAUGAAUCUCUCAUUACAGGUGAGCCGAUGCCCGUAAGGAAGAAGCCUGGGAGCAUGGUUAUUGCUGGUUCCAUCAAUGCACACGGCACAGUCCUUGUUGAAGCCACGCAUGUUGGAUCUGAAACCACUUUGGCACAGAUUGUUAAACUUGUGGAGGAAGCUCAAAUGUCCAAGGCACCUAUCCAGCAGCUGGCAGAUAAAAUAAGUGGAUUCUUUGUUCCUUUUAUCAUCAUUAUUUCUGUUGUGACUUUGGUGACUUGGAUAACAAUUGGCUUUGUCAAUUUUGAUAUCAUAGUUAAAUAUUUUCCAAGUUACAAUAAAAAUAUGUCUAAGACAGAAGUCAUAAUACGUGUGGCAUUUCAGACCUCCAUUACGGUGCUGAGCAUCGCCUGUCCCUGUGCUUUGGGCCUGGCAACACCCACGGCAGUAAUGGUUGGAACAGGAGUGGCAGCUCAGAAUGGAAUCCUUAUCAAAGGCGGUGAACCACUGGAGAUGGCUCACAAGAUAAAUGCAGUGAUGUUUGACAAGACCGGCACCAUAACCCAUGGGGUGCCUAAAGUCAUGAGGGUGCUGCUGCUAGGCGAUGUGGUGAAGAUGCCUCUGAAAAGAAUGCUAGCAUUGGUGGGGACAGCAGAAGCCAGCAGUGAACAUCCUUUGGGAAUGGCAGUUUCAAAAUACUGCAAGGAGGAACUUGGUACGGAAUCGCUAGGAUAUUGUACAGAUUUCCAGGCUGUCCCGGGAUGUGGCAUCAGCUGUAAAGUGAACAACAUAGAGAGUGUUUUAGUCCAGAGUGAAGAAGGACUAAAUGAACAGAAUUCCUACAGAAAUUCUCUCAUCAGUACCACAGACAGCUCUUUGAUUAUCACACCAGAAUUAUUAGGUGCACAAGCUCCAGUAGCCCACACUGUUUUAAUUGGCAAUCGAGAAUGGAUGAGACGCAACGGGCUACACAUCUCCACUGAUGUUGAUGAGGCCAUGUCCAGCCAUGAGAUGAAAGGACAAACAGCAAUACUAGUGGCAAUAGAUGGUGAGCUGUGCGGAAUGAUUGCCAUCGCAGACACGGUGAAACAGGAGGCGGCUCUCGCUGUACAUACCCUAAAAAGCAUGGGAAUAGAUGUGGCUCUGAUUACAGGCGACAACAGAAAAACUGCUAAAGCUAUUGCUACCCAGGUUGGCAUCAAGAAGGUUUUUGCCGAAGUUCUUCCCUCCCAUAAAGUUGCAAAGGUUCAAGCUCUCCAGAGUGAUAAGAAGAGGGUGGCCAUGGUAGGAGAUGGAGUGAAUGACUCGCCGGCGCUUGCCAGAGCUGAUAUUGGCAUUGCCAUUGGCACCGGGACUGAUGUGGCCAUUGAAGCUGCAGAUAUAGUUCUUAUCAGGAAUGAUUUAUUAGAUGUGGUUGCCAGUAUCGACCUCUCAAAGAGGACAGUGAGAAGAAUACGACUAAACUUUAUAUUUGCUUUAAUAUAUAAUCUUCUUGGCGUACCUAUUGCUGCAGGUGUGUUCAUGCCAGCGGGACUUGUGUUACAGCCUUGGAUGGGCUCGGCUGCAAUGGCAGCUUCCUCUGUCUCUGUGGUUUUGUCCUCAUUGCAGUUGAAAUGGUAUAGGAAACCAGACGCAGACAGGCAUGAAGCUCGUGCACAGGGACACAUGAAGCCUCUCACCCCAUCACAGAUAAGUGUUCACAUUGGGCUGGAUGAGUGGAGAAGGGAAUUGCCAAAGACCAAUGACUGGGAUCAGAUCAGCUACAUGAGCCAAGUGUCCCAGAAGCUGAAGCCGCACAAUUCUCUUGUAGAGCCGCAAGACAAGUGGUCACUGCUCAUCAACGAAACACCCGAGGAUCAGCUGAUCUGAAUACCUGUUUAAUGGGAGGUGGCAUCAUAAUAUGAAACUGAUCACCCGGACUUGUGUGCCCCCAUUGGGAGUGUGAAUGAACUCAUGGACAGAUUGGAAGGAUUACACUUGCUUUCUGUCUAGCAGUGAAUAGUCAUCUAUGUAUCUUUCUUUUUAUACUGUUUGGCCAUAAAGGAAGUUUUUUAAAAGCAUAUAAUAGUGAGAAGUGGAAAGACAAGGAACCCAGUGAUGCUGAAAAGCAGUAGGGUAGAAAAUGAGGAAAGAAGGAGAAGGGGUAUUAUUGUGGCACAGUGCUGUGCUGGAAUAUUAUCAUUCUGCUAGGAAUGGGUGUUAGAAAAUGAUUGCAUAAAUAGGAUGUAAAAAUAUGGGAUAGAAAGGUAGUGGCUGAACAUGUAUGUUUACACAGGGACUCGUACAGGAGAAUGCCAGGGAAAGUUUAUUAACACAGUGGGAAUGGGUGUUUGGAUAUCCUUGCUCUGUGGAGCUGUCAGCUUUCCUUAUAAUAUAUUCAGCACAGAGAAUGUACCUUAUAAUCACAAGUGCAAAGUGCAAUUUUAGGCAUAAAGUCAUCAUGUUUUUUACCAACGUUGCAGUGUUUUCCCCCCAGAAUUCCAGCCAAAUUUUGGCUGUAAGGGAAGCACUGGACACAAUUGCACUUGCACUGCGAUGCAAAUCUUUAGGCGCAACCAGGGUCAGACUGGGGGGCCUACCGGGGCUGCUGCUUUGGGGCCCCUACACCCCCCACCGGGGCCCCUACACCCCCAGCGGGGCCCCCAAACCCCCACCGGGCCCCCUGCCCCAUCGACGAAGACACUUCACCCCCCCCCUCGACUACCCGCUCCUACCCUUUUUUUCUGCUCACGGUGGCAACCGGGUGCCGGAAGGGAGUUCAUGGAGCAGGACUAACAGGUCUGAGCCAGUGGGGCCCACCAAAUUCUUUCCCAGUGUCCCGCUGGCCCAGUUCCAACACUAGGAGCAACUACAUUGUAUCUGUUGAUGCAGUCAUGAAAAUGUAACCUAGUUGCAACACUGCAGUGUCCCAUAUCAUCCGAUCAGGCUCAUGCCUGCAUUAGGCUUAUAAGCAUUUAGCUGAUCACAGCCAACUGUUAUUUAAAGGUGAACUAUCGCGAAAAUGAAAAUUUAAUAUAAGCUGCAUCAUACUGAAACUUUCUAAAUACAA